Molecule: messenger RNA, 2327 nt
Organism: Larimichthys crocea (large yellow croaker)
Lineage: Eukaryota; Metazoa; Chordata; Actinopteri; Sciaenidae
Product: chemokine-like receptor 1
Exons: 3
Coding region: 193-1227 (344 amino acids)
Biological process (GO): complement receptor mediated signaling pathway; phospholipase C-activating G protein-coupled receptor signaling pathway; positive regulation of cytosolic calcium ion concentration
Cellular component (GO): plasma membrane
Molecular function (GO): complement receptor activity; G protein-coupled receptor activity
Source: RefSeq, a predicted model, not a curated record
CAGGGGAUGGAAGUAUUGAGAAACCACCCGGUCAGCUGAUUGCUAAAGAGAUGUGUUGAUGUGGUGUUUCUAGCACGUUUAAAGGAAGCAGCGCAGCUCUGCUGACACUGAGCACUGAACGCCUUCAAAGCAACAGCAGGGGAAAGUCUGUGCUGCAGAAAUCUCUACAACAAUCCUGUUCUUUAAGGCAAAAUGGAGUUUACGUAUAAUUACGAUGAAGAUUAUAACUAUACAGACGAAGGCAAUGACACUCCAACAGAGCCAGUUUUUCAGCACAAACCGAUGUGUUUAAAGGAGCCCUUGUGUCUGACUUUACUGGUGGUCAGUGUGGUCAUAUUCCUGCUGGGCUUCUGUGGAAAUGCUUUGGUCAUCUGGAUUUCUGGCUUCAAGAUGAAAAAGACGGUCAACACCACCUGGUACCUGAGCCUUGCGAUCUCUGACUUCGUCUUCUGCGCCUUCCUCCCGUUCAGCAUCACCAACAUGGCGAUGGAAGAGUGGAUAUUCGGGCGCUUCAUGUGCAAGUUCACCUCCGCGGUUAUGUUCCUCAACAUGUUCAGCAGUAUCUUCCUCUUGGUCGUCAUCAGUGUCGACCGUUGUGUGUCAGUCGUGUUUCCAGUUUGGGCCCAGAACCAUCGCACUAUUAAAAAAGCGUACAUUAUUGUGGUCCUGGCUUGGCUUGUUGCUAUCUCACUGAGCAUUCCAUCUGUGAUCUUUCGGGAUGUUCAAAGUCACCUGGGUAGAAACAUUUGCUACAACAAUUAUUCAUUACACCACAACAGUCACGGCAUAGUUGCAGUGAGUCGCCUCAUUGCAGGUUUUAUUGUCCCUUUCAUCGUCAUCAUCUUCUGCUACUCCAUCAUCAUCCUCAAACUUCGAACCAACAGGAUGACCAAGAACUCCAAACCUUUCAAAGUCAUGACUGCACUCGUCCUUGCUUUCUUCAUCUGCUGGCUGCCCUACCACGUCUUUGUCCUCCUUGAGCUGAACCACCAAAACUACGAUCACACCAUUUUAUACACCGGACUCAAAAUAGGCACUUCUAUGGCAGCAGCGAAUAGCUUCCUCAACCCAGUGUUGUAUGUUUUCAUGGGCAACGACUUCAAGCAGAAGUUCAAGAACUCUGUGCUCUCAAAGAUGGAAAACGCGAUGGCAGACGAAGGACGCACCACCAGCCGAUACCUUUCCAGGUCCAGCUCCAUGGACAACAGAGCUUCUACACACAUCUAGAGGUGUCACAUUCCUCAAACUCAGCGCACUCAUUUGACGGCAAACAUACUGCUUUUAAAAUAUGCAAAUAAGUGACACAAGAUAUGAUAGAUGUGAGUGUGAAAACACACUCAUGAAUCAAGUGUAUAUUCACAGUACAAAUGAGAUUUUUUUGUUGCACUUUUCUGCAUACAGAAAGCUGUUGCUAAUUUAGGCUCACAAACACAAAAUAUUUUUGAUGAACAUGCAAGCUUGAACCUAUAUCUAAACAUGUAUUUAGCUCAUUUUACAUUGCAGAGUACGUGACAUCACUCAUUCAGCUGUAGUGUGAGCAGUCAGAGCAGUAUUUCUAUGCAAAAGAUUAUAACUGUAAAUAUUGUUGUAAAAUAUGACAACUGUAAUAUAUGAGAUAUAAAGAGAUAUAAAAAUGUAUAAUCAUUAUAUCAAGCAUGUAAUUAUAUGGAGUGAGGCUCUUUACAGCACCAUGUUUCACAAAUGUUUGUUGCAAAUUACAGAUACAUUCACAAGUCUUGCAUUGUCAAAUAUUGCAUUAGUUCUGAAACACAUCAAAACUGAACAAAAGAGAAUUUUGGGUUGCAAAUUACACGCUGGGCUCCAGGAUUAUUUGAAAUGAAUGUUGUAGAGUUUUUACUUUCUCCCUGAACCUCUGAACUGAAAAAACACGAGGCCACACAACUGGAAAUAACCAGAUGAAAAUGAAACAUGCAUUUCUUUCUCACAUGAAAACCAAACUGUCCCACACCUUAAAAAAACGGAUGUUCUGUGGGUUUUUUACAUGCCACAACUAUUUCUGUGUUGCAGCAUUUGUGUGUUGUAUCAGACUGACCUGAAUGUGUGAAUGGGUGGAGGACUGCUGUGCAAUAAGUUCUGAGAAGUAGAAAAAUAGCUGCAGUCCUUCAUACUAUAAUCUGUUUAUUGUGUGAGAUAAUUGUAUCUCUCUAACAACUCAGCAUAGUUACCCUAGAUAAUGUUAGUUGAAUGUACUUAAAUAUAUUUUUUAUUAUGUAUAAGAGCUGUACAGCAAAGGUUUGUGCAAUAAAUGUUUGAAUGUUUUUUCUCCAUAUUUUCUGAAAUAAAGCUGUAACUAUUAAAAUCAUUAA